Messenger RNA from Emiliania huxleyi CCMP1516, 1535 nucleotides. RefSeq lists its product as hypothetical. Bases 119 to 1372 code for a protein of 417 amino acids. NCBI's taxonomy places the organism in Eukaryota, Haptophyta, Isochrysidales, Noelaerhabdaceae. The record is from RefSeq and is a predicted model, not a curated record. The transcript has 6 exons.
CGCCGAGCAAAGGCGGCUGCGUCCACUUCCACCGCUCGACUUUGCUCAGCCGCCAGGCCGGCCGCUCUCCGCCACACGCCUCCGCCCAUCCGCCACACACACUGCCAUACGCUCGAGGAUGGAGCGUACCGCUUACAACUACGGCGACGACACGCCCGCCGCCUGGGACGUGCUCGCCCGGGGAGCGCUGGGUCGGCCCAUCAGCACGCGGAUCUCUCCGGUCCUCUUUCUCGAGGAGCUUAACGAGGCGCUGCUCUUCGCGCCACCGGUCAAGGCGCGGCUGGGACAGCGGCCCAAGCCCGCGGGGCCGGGCAAGACCAAGGCGCUAGCCGCCUCUUCGGUCGAGCGGCCAGAGGAGACCGAGCGGCGGCGGGCGGCGCAGAACGACUGCCGACGGCUCAUCCUGCCUCGAACCGCGGACGAGGCGUCGGACGUGUUUCUGCGGCGCCUCGAUGCGCACCAGAACGCGCCCGAGGCGCUCGUCGCCCCGCUCUCCAAGCCGGAGGACACCAAGUCGUUCCUCCGCCGGAUGGUCGCCGUGAAGAAGAACGAGGCGGCCGGCCUGCUCGUGAUGCCGCGUGCAAAGGCGGAGACGGCGGAGCAGUUCGAGGCGAGGAUGGCGCUGUGCGAGGCCUGCCCUGCCACCGUCUUUGCGCGCGGCGCGCACGAAGACCCAACAGACUUCAAGGCGCGGCUCGACGCGCAAUCAAAGUGCCGCAGGCCGAUCAUGUGUCGCAGCGACGGAGAGCCGGCGAGUCUCUUCCGGCGGCGGUGCGCGGUGUCGCGCGCCUGCCUGGACGUGGUCCACCCGUACGACGCGGCGCGCGAGUCCGCCGACGACUUCACCCGCCGGAUGGACGCGCAGGAGGCGGCGCCGGAGCUGAGCAUCGCGCCGGGCGACAAGAAGGUGGUUGGCUCGCUCGUCCGCGAGUCCGCGGAGGAGGGCGCGGCGGCGCUGGCGGAGGAGAUCGCGGCCAAGCUGAGGCUCGAGGAGGAGGCAAAGGCGGCGGCGGCCUCCAAGGAGGAGGCGGCCAAGGCGGAGGCGGCGGCGAUCUCAAAGCAGCGGCAGCGGCAGGACAGCAUGGACGACGAGGCGGAGGCGGCCAAGGAGGCGGAGGAGCGCGCGGCCAAGAAGGCUGCAGCGGCAGCGGCGGAGGCGGAGAAGGCGGCGGAGGAGGCGGAGGCGGCGGAGAAGGCAAAGGCGCUGUGGAAGAAGGCGGUGGAGAAGGUCGACAUCAAUUCGAUCGGGUUCAUGGCGCUCAAGCAGAUGCUCAUCUCCAAGGGCGUGCCGCCCGACGCCGUCAAGGUGCCAAACAAGUUCAUGCUCAAGGAGGUUGCGGCGAAGCACGGCGUCAACAUCGAGUGGAGCUGAGCAAGCUCGGGCAAAGAGGGAUCCAAAAAUGCAUCCCUCCCAGGCGUAUCUACCCCCAGCUUCCCCGUCUGUGUGCGGGGGAGGAGCUAGGGGAGGAGCAGCGUUUUCUCUUGAGUGCGCACAUGCAGAGAGGCCGUGAGAUGUACACAAAACUAUUGAUUUC